AUGAAUGUCGAUAAGGAUGAAAUCGCCUCCGCGCAGGUUGAGCAUGUCGAUCCGCGGAAAUCAGAGAAAGGCGCCGUCAACUUUCUCCUGGUCUUUUCUUGUAUAGUAUUUGGCGCGGCGUCGUUCAUUUUUGGUUAUGAUGAUAAACUCAUCUCGCCCCUUGCGGCAUUAACUCCGUUUGUUGCGAAAUUCCAGGGACCCAACCCAGCAACCGGUAAAUACGCUUUCACGGCCCAGAAUCAAGAUCUCGUGUUCUCGGUACCCUUAGUUGGCGCUGUAUUCGGUGGAUUGGUGGCCUCGCCAUUGAACUUCCACUUUGGUCGCAAGUGGCCUGUGGUGGCGGCUUAUAUAAUUUCAAUUGGUGGAGGACUACUACAAGUCUUCGCACCUAAUUUGGGAGCUUUUGUGGCCGGUCGUUCUGUGAAUGGGUUUGCCAUGGGCAUAGCUCUGGCGACUGCUCCCCUUUAUGUUUCAGAGGUGGUUCCAGUCUCUAUCAGAGGUAGAUGCGUCAGUUCGAUCAACAUUCUAAACCUUAUAGCCGGUGUCGUAGGCACUGUCGUGGUAUGGGGUACAAACAAACUGGGCGGAAAAUUGGCCUACCAAAUUCCUCUUGCUGUGCAAAGUGCCGUGCCAGUCAUUCUAUUGGUCUUGACAAUUCCUCUACCAGAGAGUCCGGAAUGGCUUAUCUCCAAAGGAAAUGUGGAACAAGCUCGACAUAAUUUACGCAAACUCCGCGGCUUCAGUGAUGAAAAAGUCGAUGACGAAAUUCAGCUCAUAGAACUUUGUGAAAGAUUCAAUCGCGAACUUCAAUCCGAGGUCAGAUUUUGGCAUAUCUUCAAAAGAGAGCAUCUCAAACGGACUCUUGUCGCAGGCUCCUUCUUUUCCCUCAACCAAAUAUCGGGUGUUAUUCUCUCGACUACUUAUACAACCGUGUUCCUCACCGAACUGGGUGUUGCAGAUGCAUUCACCUUGACUAUCAUUGCUUCAUGUUGCACUUUAGCCGGUACAAUUGCUGCACCAUUGGUGAUUGACCGCGUGGGCAGACGCCCAACCGCCUUCACUGGAAUGAGUAUCUUGUUCGUGAUCGAUGUGGUCGCCGGUGCCCUCGCUUUUCAGAAAGGAAAUAAGCAGGCGACUCUCGCAAUCGCAGUGCUUUCCUUUAUAUUUAAUUUCUUCUGGGCAUCUUCGUUCUUCUCACUCUCGAACCUGAUGCCCUCUGAAAUCGCCACUCCAAAGCUACGCCACUAUACCAUGUCUUAUACCAUCGCUUGCCAGGAAAUAACCGCAGUCAUCACCACCCUCGUUGUCCCGCACUUGACAUCGGCGGACGCGGCAAAUCUCGGCGCGAAGACAUACCUCAUUUUUGCCGGAUGUAUGGCCGCCAUCCUUGUUUUCAUGUACUUCUUCAUGCCGGAAACACGUGGUCGCACUUUUGCUGAGAUUGAUGAGAUGUACGCUGCAAAUGUGCCUGCGUGGAAGUGGCGGUCUUAUAAGACUUCUAUCGAAGCGAGGACCGGUGAGAGGGCCCCAGACUCAUUAGAGAAGAUACGAACAUAA
Penicillium cosmopolitanum is the source of this 1557-nucleotide messenger RNA. RefSeq lists its product as uncharacterized. Bases 1 to 1557 code for a protein of 518 amino acids. The record is from RefSeq and is a predicted model, not a curated record. Gene Ontology annotation, cellular component: membrane. Lineage: Eukaryota; Fungi; Ascomycota; Eurotiomycetes; Eurotiales; Aspergillaceae. Gene Ontology annotation, molecular function: carbohydrate:proton symporter activity. The transcript has 3 exons. Gene Ontology annotation, biological process: carbohydrate transport; transmembrane transport.